ACAGUCGCAACAACAAAAAUCCAGCAAUGGACAACUAUCAAGUGCUCAGAAAAAUCGGCUCCGGCAACUUCGCCAAGGUCUACCUUGCAGUGCACACCCCGUCCGGCAGACAAGUAAGACCGCGCGCCGUAAUCCCGUGCAGGCGCAACUUGCACGGUGUCUCACACAGCGGCUUUUACUGAUUCCGAGCGGCGACAUUGACGACCCUCUCUCUUUCCUCUUGCCGCAGGUCGCCCUCAAGGUGAUAGACAAGCGCGCCGUCUCCAGCAACAAGAAACUCGUCCUGAGAGUCCGCCGAGAGAUCAGCAACCUCAAGAAGCUCCGGCACGGCAGUGUGGUGGAGAUCUACGAAGGUACGUUUACUGUACAUGCAACACUAAGCGUAAUCCUCCACAGUGCAACACACAACAGCUAUCCAAGUAGCUGUAGCUCCGUACAAGGCGCUAAUUGAGUCGUCCACUUUUCCUCCACCUACCUCAGGUUUCGAGACAAAAUCUCAGUUCAUACUGGCCAUGGAGUACCUCCCCAACGGAGAGCUGUUCGAUUACGUCUGGAAGAAGCAAGGUCUGGAAGAGCCGAGGCUCGCCGGCUCUUUGCCCAGAUUGUCGAAGGUGUCCACUAUUGUCACCAGGUGGGUAGUAUAGCUAUACAAUUACAAAUUACCAAGAAUGGCAUUUGAAUCUUACAAUUACUGCCCUGUAACAAUCUGUGCCAUGAUUGAAACUGCUCCAAAUUCUUUCCUCUCCAGAAUUCAAUUGUCCAUCGCGAUCUGAAACUGGAAAAUAUACUACUGGACGAGAACCAACAGCCCAAGCUGCAGACUUUGGGUUCUCAAAGAGUAGUCAGGAGGACUUCCAUCGAAUCACUACGCGGAAGCUCUACGCCUCAGAAAUGAUAUCGCGUCGAAACGUAUUUGGGUCAAGUGCGCUGACGUUUAGGAGUCUCGGCGUCAUCCUCUACACGAUGCUAACGGCAACCAUGCCCUUUGACGACAGGGACAUCCCCUCGUUUCUCAGCUGCAUCGAAAAGGGGAUCUAUCCGGAGCCUCCAGAAGUUUCAGAAAGUGCCAAAGACCUACUAGCCAGGAUGUUGGACCCACGACCAGUAUCAAGGGCAUCCGUGGAGGAUAUUCUAUCUCAUCCAUGGCUACAGCAACAACCGGUACAGAAACACUGCAGCAGCAGACAACGUCGACACGCAGCAGCAAGAACCUACACCAGUGAGCACAACCACCACCAAAACACACUCCGUCUUCUCACAGCACCGCACACCACUCGACUCACCGAUCGAAAGUCUCCACCCACAAACCAGUCAUCAGGAAAAACUCCAGUGGAUACAGCAGCGCCUCAUCAGACUUACCCUCACCCGAUGCUCCCGCUCAUCAUACCACCACGAAACACUAAUAGUCAAUGUCUCGGUUUUAGUUCGUUCAAUUUUUUUAUCAACACUGUUUUUUUUUUCGUUUUGUAUGUCCAUCCCGUGUGAAAACCUGCUAGAUCACUUACUAUCAGACUCACCAACAGAACCAACUUCUGAUAAAUUUUACAGAAACUCUGACCAUUUUCAAUGUAAAUAGAAGC
Molecule: messenger RNA, 1580 nt
Organism: Geodia barretti
Lineage: Eukaryota; Metazoa; Porifera; Demospongiae; Tetractinellida; Geodiidae
Source: the annotation of a GenBank genome assembly